AUGUCGUCAGCCGCUGGGAAGCAAAGUAACAACUCUGGACAGGACGAUGAGGGCGAAGAAGAGGAUGACGAAGUCGGGGAUCUGGUUUCUGCCAUCAAUUACAACACCAUUAAUUAUAACACCAUAUCUUCUAUGGCCGUGCUCAAAGAAAUACUUGGUAAAAUUAAUAAAACUAAUAUGCACCUAGAUAUCAACAGCUGAUCACAUUAUUUUUAUGGUGGUCCAUCUGAUACAUGUGAUUUGGAUUUUAUUUUAAAUUCAAUUGGGUUUAUUUAAUUAUGCAGUUAAAUUUAGUAAUGUAAUUUUCAUAUGUUAACGUUUAAAAUUAUUUUUCUUGAUGUAUUCCUAAUUUUCUUUAUUUAAUAAUAAAGAAAUCAAUUGAUUUUACAUAAUAUUUAAAAUUAAUAUAUCUUCUUAAUUUUCGCAUUAUUUCACCCAGUUGAAAUUGACUAUUUUUCAAUUUUUAUUUGACUUUAUUAUACAUCUUCCUAAAUCCCUUUACAAACUCUGCAAAUUCUUCUUUUAGCAUAAUUUUUUCUUUAUUUUGUUUUCUGUAUUCAACAUUAUAUUCUCUUUUAUCUCUUAACAUGUAGUUUAACCUCUAAGGUUCUAAACUAUCUAAUUAUUGUUCUAUUUUAGUUUAACACAAGAAAAUAAAACAUCUGUUUUAAAACAAUAUUUACUAAUUGCAAAAAAAUAUUUAUGAAUAUAAUAUUUUAUUAUCUACCUACCUAAUUGAGAUUAUGAUAUGAAUAUUGCAGUAUUUUUUUCAAAUUUAUAAAACAGUAUAAUUAAUAUAUAUGUAUAUAAAUGUUAUUCUUCUGUGGGUGAUUGUGGAAUUUUUGUUAUGGCGCUCCAUAAAUUCUGUUGAAAAAAAUUGCCCUUAACGAGAUAAAGUUUUCUGUUUAAAAUACAUUAACAUUUUUGUUUAUUUUGAAAUUUGUUUAAACAUAAUAUACAAAGGUGGCAAAAACAUUUUAUCUUUCCUGAAAAUAAUAUACAGUAAAGUACUUUUGAGGAGAAAAAAUUAAAAUUGAACUUUUUUGCUCCUUCACCUUUUAACACUAUUAUUUGAGGUUGAGAACCCUCGUUGAUUAUCCUAAUCUUUCACUUAAACUGAUCUCCCACCUCGCAUACACCAGCUGUAUAUCAUAUCAUUCUUAAUUAUAUAUUAACCAUCUUUUUCGUGUGGUUUUGUCAACUAUAUAAAAUGAAAUCCUUCAUUCUACAGAAACAAUACCAUUUGCCUAUUGGAAUCAUCCACCUGGGCUUCCUACUAGUAAGAGAUCGGUGCCCCGGUUUCCUUAUACUUGUAGCAUCAUAUUGACCCCCUAAAUUUUUUCCCUUUCAAAAAAUACCUAAACCUCAAUUUCUAUACAAGAUCAAAAAUGUUCUUCAAUUCUCUAGGCCUUAUGUAAACAAAGUUCAAAAUAAAUGAAAAACUUUACCUUGUUAUAAGAGUACAAAACAAUUGUCCUAAAAAUGAAACUCAAAUAGUAAUCAACAUUUUUUUUUAUUUAUUUCAAAGAAAGUUAGUUUUGCCAAGUCAAUAAUUAAUAAAGUUGAGUUUUACAGUUUGGCAUUUAAACAAAUAAAACCAAUUUGAGUACCUAUAUUUUUAUAUAUUUUUUUUUUUACUUUUAUUCAAAUUUAUGAUAGUGUAUUAAAUAUAAAUAUUUUACUCUAUGUUAAUAUUAUGUAUUUUCAUAACAUUUUAACUUUGAAAUCUAAAACUAUUCAGUGAUUAAUUUUAGUACUAUUGAAGAUAUUAUUAAAAAUGAUGAAAAAAUUAGUCAUUGUUGUGUUUUCUUUUCUUAUUGGUUAAACAAUUUGUUUUGUAGUUAAAUGCAUGAUGGUGUACAUUAUCAUUAAUCGUAUUUAAUUAUUACACAUUUUUUUUUAGGUUUUAUAGACCAUUUCGGCUGCCACCGAAACUAUUUCGAUCAGUUUUAUUAUAUGCUGUUUUCCAUUUCACAUUCAUUGUUCCUUUAAUGAACCUAAUCAAAUUUUGAAUUUUCUCUAUUAUACAUCUUGUAUAAUUGGAUAUUGGUUUUGAUUUCUUUUUUGUGUUUGUUGUUUUUGAAUACUGGUCUAGAUAUUAUAGAUUCUGAGCGGAGUGAAGAAUAUAUUUGUUUUAUAAUGAUGGUUUUUUUAAAUGUUUUUUUUUCUGUCAACAAAUUUUCAACCAGAAAUAAAAAUUUUCAGGUGUAGCAACUUUAAUGAAAUUUGACUAGGGUAUUAUUUUUUGAUUUUUGCUGACGUUUUCAUUAUAAAUGGAAAAUUCACUAAAAAUUUAUAAAAUCUAUUAUUUUAAAAUUGUAAAUAUUAUGGCCUUUAAAAACAUUUUUAGCUGAACUUUGCUCAGAAUCAUACGUUAACAAUGAUUAAUCGUUACAUACAGAUGUACCUUAAAUUUUCCUAACUUCUCACCUACAACAGUGGGCCAUCAAUCUUGUGAAGUAUGUCCAUUUAUUCCAUUAUAAAUUUAAUCAAUUAUUUACUACAAAUAUUUAAUUAGAUAAGUUUAUGAGUGAAAAUUAUAUCAUUUUAAAUCUAUACAAUUAAUGUAUUCUAUGAUCCAAAACACACAAUGUUUUUUUAAGUAAAGUCAUUGCUUCACUAUUUUGAGAGAAAUUAAUAUACAUAUAUAUUUAUAUAUAAUUAAUCUACUUUGAAUUCAUAUAAUUAUUUUAUUAAUAACUAAGGGACUUACUUGCUUUGCUCACCAAACACUGUAACUUGUAACCAUAUAGUUACAUAAAUAAAAUAUAAUAAAUAUUUGGAAGAUACAACUAUCAAAACUCUUUUGUAAAUACUUUCCUACUUCCUACUUCAUACUUGGUUUUAAUAGUAUAAUCUUUAAUUAGCAAAAUGAAUUACAAAUUAUUAUUAAACUAUUUUUAUUUUUGUACAAAUUUUAGUUGGUGUGUCAUAUUACUUUUUUUUGUAUUGCUUUAUUAUUUUAUUUAGGUAGAAUAUUGUAUGUUGAUUUUUAAGUAAUAUUAUGUGUAAUUUUUCAACCAUUGCUUAAAUAAUUUUUGUAGUUGGUAUUUUAACUACAAAAUGCAUACACAAUCAUUUACUAGAUAGUUUAAUUAUUUUAAAUUGUUAAAAAUGUAAAAUCCAUUAAUUAAAAAACAUUUUUGUCAUUUACAAAUAAUAAAUUUACAUAGUUAAAUUAUUACUACUGGUUAAAGUUAACAGGACAUAGUAUGAACAGCCCUAUUUUUAUUAAAGUAAUUUUAUUAGAAAAAGUCUCAACUAAUUACUUGUAAAAAGUACUGUAAUAAUGAAAUCUAAAAUAAUUUUUUCUUAGUUAUCAAAUUUUUGGAUUUUGUUAAAUUUAACAAUUUAGUGUUACCAAAAAUCGCAACAAAUAUCCAAAUUGUGUAUCCUAAAAAAAAAAAUUCAAGCAUGGAUAUAUUGAUGCGUUGAUAGCAUGUUUAUAUUGAUCAUCAAAAUAAUGAUACUGAAAUGAUAAAAAACAGUACAUUUGUUUUUUGUAACUAAUAAUUUUGAAUUCUUAUUACUAAUGCUGUAAUUAGGUAAUCAAUGUUCUCUUAUUUAAGAAAUACUACAUUAUUAAAAAUAAACAAUAGAAAUAGUAUUAUAAAGCAAAUAUGUAUUAGUUAAAUUGUGUUUAAAAAAAUUAUAUUUCUCAGGAGCUCUUUAAAAUAUGAUUUAAUUUAUUAUUAUAUAAUAUUACAUUUUAGAUUUAUAUUUUUAAUAAAACCAAGUUUUAUAUUAUUAUUUGUCAUAUUCUUAAUAAUAACUGUAAUUUUAUAAUUUUGUUAAAGGAGCUCAAGACAGUCCUGAAGACGCUGAUUGGUUCCAACAUUAUUUCUUGCGUCAUGUUAAUCGCUUACCAUCACGAAGUCAUCAGUUUGUAGGUCGACGUCUUUCAGAAUGUAAAGAAGAAGAUGAACAUAUUGAACAUAAUUUAAAAUCAUCAUUAACUGAAGAACAAAUAAAUAGUACUAACAUUAGUGCUAAAUCAACACCACCUAUAUCACCACUAUCACAUCAUAGAGAUAAACAUUUUUUUGACGUAAAUUUAGUAGAAAUGAAAUCUCAGGCGUCUUCAACGUCCACUUUAGAUUAUGAUUCAAUGGAUGAAGUGUGGAUUAAACGGCAUGAUGCUGAAUCAACAAGGCGUAGACCGGUGUGUAUGAUUUAUGAAUAUAAUAUUUUAUAUUUAUUUACUGUAAAAUAUUUUGUUUAAUAGUUCUUUAUAAAUUGUAAUUUAGAAGAUUUUAGUUAAUGGCUGUUCAGGCAUUUUUAAAGUCAUAAUUUUAACAUACUUGGCACAAACUGAGUUAUCAUUUAUUACCAUUUGGUUUAUCAAUAUAGUAAUUUUAUAAUACACUUCUAGUUUUGAUAUAUGUUUAUAUUCUAGAAGUAAUUUUUUAAUUUAACAAUUAUUAAAUUUAAUUUUUCUUAGUACUCAUUAUCUUUUGAUUAUCAUUAAAAUCACUUUAUUAUACAUAAAUUAAUAAACUACAUUAAGAAUUAUACAAAUUUCUUAAAGUACUAUUCAUGUGCAAUUCUUGGUGUAAAAAAAUUGUUAAACUUUUUGGAAAUAUGUACAUUCUCAAAAGUACAUAUUUAGAAAAAAAAAGGAUAUACUAUACCACUAUAGUAACCAUACUAUAAAGUUUUAACUUUUUCACUCUGUUCAAAAUUAUACUUGUACUCAACAUUUUUCUGUUUUGAUUAUUAAAAUUAUUUUUUUAUCGUAUCAAUGUAUAGUUUGUUAUUAUCAGUGGCGUACCUUAGAACAUUGAGAAGUAAUUGCCUCUCCCUCCAAAAAAAAUUGUCCACUUACACCACUAGUUUAUUUAAUAUUAAGUAAAUGUUAAUGCAAAUAGUUAUAUAUUUUAAAUUUCAUAUUAUUUUUAAACACCAAAUAACAAAACUUUCUUCUCACAUUUCAGUUUUUCACACAUUUUAUAUAAUUUAUAGUCAUAUCAAUAUCAAUUUUUGCUUUUAUUUAAUCAGUUAUAAUACUAGAUCUUAAACUAAUUUUUAAUGUUAUAUAUAAAUUAUUACAAAAAAUUAAGUAGAAUAAUUUUAACUUUUUUUUUUUUUUUAUACAAAUUAUUAUCUUAGGAACUAGGAUCACAACCUUUACCAACUACAGCAGAUGAAUCAGAUGGUCAGUGUAUAUCAAUCAAUCGACCAAGAUCUGGUAAAAAUAUUUAAAAUUCUUUUAGUUACUUAUAUUCCUGUUUGUAUUUAAAUCAUAUGAGUGAACCUAUUAAAAAAAUUUAAUUUAACAUUUUAUCUUUUUUUUAAAUAAAAAAAAAAAAGUAAUAUAUUAAUGAAAAUCAAAAUAAGUAUAAAUAGACAAAUUGUUUUUUGUUUUGUAUUCUAUUAAUCAGUUUCAAUUCAUUGUUAUUACAUUUUAUUUAUUAAUUCCAAUUAUGGUAUAAUAAAAAGUUAUUGCAUUGUAAGGCCAGGGUUAACAAGAAAAUAAUAAUCCUACUUUUAGGCCUCACCUUUAUUGUUCAAAACUGCAUUCCAUAUUUCUCUAUAUUAAUAUAUUAUUGAUUUUAUAAAGAAUUGUGUUUGUGUGAUGAUUUUUAAGUGAACUGAGUGAAAUAUAUUAUGUUUAUUAUAGUAUUUAUAAUUUAAAAUGUUAGAAAUAUCUGCACGAGAUUUUUCAGGUAAUUGAAAAGUAUUUUAUAUUAACUAUAAUUGUAUAACCUUUAAGCAGGCGCGUUUUUAUUUUAAUUCAAAGACAUAUUGGAUUAGGUUAGGUUUUUAUUUUUAUUUUUUUAAAUUUUGUGAAAACAAUUAAUUAUAAUAGACUAUAUUAUUAUUUUUUGUAGUAUAUGUUUUAUUUUUGAUGGGGGUUUAUCUGUAUUAAUAUUGAUCUUAGUUACCAAAAAUAUAUUUUAAUAAUAUGCAAAAUAUGUGAUUAAAAAUAAUAUUAUAUUUAUUAUUAAGGUACAUGGAGCAAAGGUGGUUCAGCUCCUGUAUUAAUGCCUGCAGUAGUAGCUGCUCUAGCUAAAACCAAAAAAGCGUCAGUUAGUGUAGAAAGACGUCAAUCAGGUGAUGACAUUCUAGCCAAAGGUACACCAAAAGUACAGCCAUUGAAAAAUAAGAUUCAACAAUCAUCGUCACAACAAAUUCAACCAGUACAAAGUUCCCAAAAGAAGAUGUCACCAAACCCUUGUUCUGGACAAUCUCCGUCUCAUACACGCAAAACAAAUACUCUUUUGGAUGCUUUUAGACCUAGAUCUAAAUCUGAUGCAGCAUCUAAAAAAAACAAUACAAUAAUUUUGCAAAUGAAAAAUUCUAUACAAGUUAGUGUUAUUUUAUUAUUAACUAUUCAAACAACUAUUAUAAUUCAGAAUUAAAAACUAAAAACAACUAAAAUGCCUAUAGAAUACUGAAAUAUAUAGAGCUUGAAAUUGAAGCAAAAAAAAAAAAUUGAGUUUUAUAUUAACAUUAGAGUAGGAAUUUAUAACUAUGUAUUUAGUUAGGUUAUUUUCAUUAAACUUAGCAUAUAGGGUGGUAAUAUAUUUUAGAAAAUAUAAAUUGACCUUUUUACUUAUUAUAAUUAUACUUAACUAUAAUUAAACCAUUUUGAUAAAAUUGCAAUUCUGGUACUUUGAUAAGUAAUUUUAUCAGCCAUUUAUUAUAUUACAAUGAGUUCACUAAUUUCUGGAAAUAUAUAGUAAUAUAAUUAUGAUAGAAAACAUCAUUCGUACAAAUUUAAAAUAAUGAAUUCGUAUAGCUGUAAAUAAGUCAGUUUUCAUUUUGCAUUUUUUUUUCGGGUCUUCUUAAUUAUUAAUAAAAUAACAAAGAAAUCAAAAGAGCUGUCUUAGGAUAAUGGGGACGGGUGCAGCCACAGUUGUAGGUGAGAAGUUGGAAAUGUAGGACACAGAUUUAAUGUAUAUCUGUAAGCAACAAUUAACCAUUGCUAAUGAAAAAAGAAUUCUGAGCGAAGUUUAUUUGAUAGUGUUGCUUUGUCAAUAAUAUACAUGUUAUAAUAUGGUAAAAUAAUUAUGCAUAUGCAUUCAACAUUUUCUGUAAUAAUAUUGUACCUAUUUUCCCGUUCUCCUGUUUUUCCCAUAGUUUUUCCAUUUGUUGGGAAAACUCCUGAGAAAAUUAAAAAAUGACUUUCCUAAAUUACCUCCCCAGUCAGAUUUCCUUUCAGUAAAAGUGCUACACUUCUAAAUCUGAGCAAUAUAUCUGGUAGAAAACAUAAGCUGUGAAAUUUAAAAAUAAUGAACACUAUAAAUUUGUCAAUUUUAAUAUUAAUAUUUUUUUUUUCCGGGUUUUCCCUAAUUAUAAAUAAAACUAGAGAAAAUCAAAAAACCAUAACUUAUUCAUGAACUAAAUUAAAAAUGCAACAAAAGAGGUUGUUUGUUGUUUAUCAAUUUGAGCAAUAUUUUUGUUGGAAAACAUUGUGAAUAAAAAUUAAAAGCAAUGAAAAUGGUAUAGCCACUAUGUACAGUAUAAAUUUACUGUUUUACCAAUAAUUUUCUUUUUGGUUUUUUCUUAUUAUUUUGACAACACCAUUGAAAAAUCAAAAAUUUACCUCUCCAAUGCAUCAUCAAAAGAUAAUUAUCUUCAGAAAAGGGUCUGUAGUCCAUACCUUUAAAGUGGAUUCAUCACCCUACAGAAACAAUACCAUAUCCCUACUGGCAUCACCCACCUAGGAUUUCCAUCAGUAGGAACUUGGUGUCCUGGGUUCACAAAACUCGUAUUAUCAUAUGUAUACCUCCCCCCCCUUGAGGGUACAUGUAUAAAUAUAUUAAUGAAAUAAAAUUAUGUAUAGCUUAAUGCAAAUAAAUAAUAACAAUGUUAUUAUUUAUUAUUAAACUAACUGACCUACAUUAAUGUUGUUCAUUAAAAUAUCUGAUUACCUAUUUAUUACUCGUUGAAUUAAUGCAAUAAUUUUAAAUUAAAUAUCCUAUUACAACUGUUUAAAACUAUUAAUUAAUUAAAGAUUAGGGAGAUAAACAAAUAAAAGUAAUUUGGUUUAACUUUAUUAAAAUUGUACCUAAAAAUAUAUAGAUGUCUUAUAGAAUACCAAUAUGAUACAAUGACAAACAUCAUUAAAAACUGUUUUAAUUUUUUUAACCCCUUUUUAAGCCUCCUUUAACAAAACACCGUCAAUAUAUGAAAUUAUUAAUUUUAUAUUAAUGUUAUUUAUUUAUAAAUAUACUGUAUUUUAUAUUCAAGAUAUUGCUCACAUUAAUUUAUCAUUUUUUUUACAUUGCAUAGUUAUUAAAUAAUUUUUUGAAAAAUACAUAUUUAGUAGGUACCUAUGUUUAUUAUAGCGUAUAGGUAUAUAGCAAUUCUAUAAAAAUUUAAUUUAGGUAGAAUUGUUUUAUUUAUCACUUCAAAUAAAGUACUUUAUUUGCAUAUUUAUAUCUUAUCUUAUAAAUUUAUAUAUUAAAUUGAGUUUCAAAAUUUUGUGUAACUAAUUUAUUAUUAUUGAUUGAUCAAAUAUUUUAAACUAUCUAUAUAUUGUUAUGAUAUUUUAUGAAAAACAUUAUGUGUUAACAUUUUUAAAAAUGAAUUGUUAAUAUGGUGUACAAAUAAAAUAUACAUUUUUGUUUAUAGCAAACUCUCAAAUCGCCUGGCUCAAGUACUCGUAAUAGUAUUAGUGGAUCAAAUAAUUCUUCAACUGAUACUAUUGAACUCUCAAAUAUAGUACCACCUACACGUAAUCGUUAUAAGCAAACUGCAGUAGCAGCAAGACCACGAGCUGGAUCAGAUAGUGCUAGUACUAAAGGAGCAGUAUCAAAAAUGAUGGAUUUAUUCAGACAUAGAUCUCAGAGUGCUGUUUCUGCUGAAGAUAAACGUAAAGCCGUAAGUUUAAAAUAACAAAAUCCAUUGAUUAUUUUAAUAUUAAGUAAAAAACUAAAAACUGGUUUUAUCUAAUUUAUAAGCUCAAAUUGUUUCAACAAUAUUAAUGUGUAGUCAUAUAAUAGGUAUACAAUAUUGAUUUUAGAUAUCUUGAAAAUAAAAUUAAUAGAACUGUAGGCUAUAAAAAUGAUUUUUUUAAUUUUUUAUCAUUGAUCAUAUACACUAAAAAUAAAAAAAAUGAUUACUUUAUUAAAUAUCUAACAUAUUUUUUAUUUUAUUAAAUACAAUUUUUUAUCACUGAAAACCAGUUUACACGUGUUUAUCAAGCCAUCUUAUCAGUCUUUAAUCUAGAGAUUUAAAAUUCCAGCAUGGUUUAAGAUAUGCUUAAGGUGUAUCAUUUAUGUAGCGGCAUGCCGCAAAGCGUUUUAUUAGUGCUCCACUAUUCUUUCCCUACCUAUACUUAAAAGUGUAAUAUCUCGUCAACGGGUUGACAGAAAUCAAACAUUUUAACACCAACAUUUAAGAGUAAUACUUCAUUUAUUUAUGAAACUUCUAGUAUAGGUUCUCAUUUGAAAAACCCAAGUUAGUAUCACCACAGAAAACUCCUUAAACGUUAUAAAAAAUCUGAGUAUUCGAAAAUAUCGGCUUUAACCACACUUAAAAAUUUAAAAAAUUAGAAUUUGAAUAUAUGCAAAAUUUAACCAAAAGAAUGGGGUGAACACUCACCAGGGAAUCACUCAUUAUAUUUAAUUUCUUAUUGUUUUAUACGUUUUAUUAUAUUAUUUACAAUGAGUUUCAAAGUAAAACGAUUGUUCUACUAAUUUCAUUAAUUACGAAUUGGAACUUGCACGAAGAAAGGCACUGUUUCGCUGGUCGUGCCGCUCUAAAUAUUCCCUCCACAUAACCGCCGUAGUUUACGACAUAUAACGUUGUACUAGAAUGAUUAUCUAUUAUUGUACGAUAUAUUUACUGUAAAUGGUCAUCCAUACUCAAUCAAUUUUAAAUAUAUAUUAUAAUAUAAAUUAAUAUUCCUAAUAAUUUUAUGAAAUUAAAUUUUAAAUAAUAAAAAAAAUUAUAUACGUAAAACGUCAGAAUAAAAACGACAGUAUUAAUGUUCUAUAAAUCACGUAAAAACAAGCAUUGGUAAAAUGGUCAACGUGUCGCAAAGGUUCUUUGUAGUAGUGGUUCAAUGUGGUGAGACAUGCGCUGGUGAAACUCAGGAAAAAAUAUCGCUAAAGCAUCUGUCAAAAUUAUGCGUAAAAAAAAUAAAAUAUUGAAUUUAGUUGUUUCAUCAUCAAUGAAUUGAGUGUAUAUUGUGCACAUAGCUCUCACAAAUAAUAAAAAAAAUAAUAUCGUAUCAGUCAGUAGUUCGCUCGUAUAAAAAAAAUCUAAUGUAUUUCCCAAUUUCAUGAUUUAUCGCUCCAAAAUCUAAACAAUUGAUUUUAGAAUUUAUAAAUAGCUUAUGGCAUAGGCAUUUUUGGAAAUUAAAAUUAAUUAUGCGGAUUUCCCUUGAGAGAGUAGUUAUAUUCCACAAAUUAUUAUUCUGGAAUGUUAGUUGUUUUGUUUGUAAUUUAUAGAUUAAAAAACCAUACGGAUGACAGUGAUUAGACGAUAAUUUACACAUAUAAAUCAAAUUUAAAUGUCUCUGUAAACUAUUUUAAAUAUUAUUAAUAUUGACAGUUUAGUUAUUUUAGGGAUUUUUUUCGGAGAUCUUUCUCCGGGGAUUAUUUUUUCAGAUUACCGCGCCGGUACCAUAUUUUCGUGAAACGGAUUAUAGUUAGCAGGGUGAUUGACAAAAAAACAUUUUAGAAAAUAAAAUAACCCAUGCCCAUACCCGAUAUUAGUAUCGUGAACAUUAAAUAUUAAACAUGGAAUGAAUUAACAAAAAUAUUUUAAAAUUAAGAAUCUCUUGAGUUAUCUAUAAUGUAUUAAGUCAAGUUGAUUUUAUGUAAUGUUGUAACUAAGGUGGAUCAAUCCACCUUUGUUGUGACAAUAUCAAAUAGGUAGGUGAUAAAACAAAUUAGUUAAUUUUUAAAUUAAAUUGAUAGGUAAAUUAGGUAUUUACCUAUUUGCAUUUAAUAGAUUAAAUAUUUAACGAAAGUAAAAAAAAAAAUAAUUUUAUUAUUUGAUACUUACUGAUAACAUUGUACCUAUUCUCUAGUUUAACUCCUAGCAAAUAUCUUGGAUUUACUAUUCCAUGGUCAUGAUUUAAAUUAAUUAAAAUGUAUAUCUUAAAUCGUGUCUACGGUUAAAAUGUUAACUGAGUGAUAAUGAAAUCAUAUUUUUAGUUUAAUUGAGGAUUAACAUUAACUGGAAUUUAAAUUCUCUUAACUGGAGAUUGAUAAAAUGGCCCUUAAAAUAGUGAAUAUAAAUAUAGGUAUUUAUCAACCAACCACCUAUAGUAUUAAAUGAAAUGUAUAAAGCAAUAUUAUAUUUAUAUUAAAGUUUUUAAAACAUACAAUUAAGUAAGUCAUUAAAUCUUUAAUGCAUAUUAUAUAGUAAUUAUUAAUAAAUAACAAUAAAAAAGUACAAGUAUUAUGCCGGGUUACAUAAAAACCGUUCUGUUAACUAAUGGUUAAGUUUGCAUUGCAUACAAUUAUUUCAUUAUUUAUAUUUGUUAUCUAUUGAAGACAUUCGUUUGAUUCUACUGGUAUAUUCCAAUAAUUAUACCGGUAUUAUUUUUAGGGGGAAAUAUAUACUGGUAUACGAGUACUAUUGGUAUAGAGAUGGUAUAUUGGUACCAAAUAAAUUUCUAGAUUGCUAUAACCACUUGCUCAGUUAUCAGUAUAAAUAUUUUAUCCAUAUCAAAUUAUAACGUGAUAAUGCAAUAUCAAGUUUUCACUGUUUUGUGUGUUUCGUUAUUUAUGUCAGGCUCGUAUUAAGCAUUAGGCACUUUGGACACUGUGUCUACGACCUACUAGAAACAUCUGAUCUAUGAAAAAAGAACUACAGCUAAAUAUAUAUAUAUACAAUUUAUUAUUGAAUUUUAUCUUAACUGCGAUCCUUACAUGAUUGUUUUGGAUGACGCGCUGCGUCAUGAGUCUUAUCUCAUAUAUUAUUGUGAUUGGCGAUGAAUGUAUUAUUUUAUUAUUGUACAAUGUGUAUGCAUUCAGUGACUUAACUACAUAUUAAAAUGCCCUAGGUAAAAUAUUUUUUCCGUCCUUAUGAUGUAGAAAAUAGAAAUUAUUAUACAUUUGUCACCGAAACAGUGCUAUGACUUCAAUAACUGUAUUUUUGACUUAGUAGUUAUGUAUUUUUUUUUUUUUUUUGGAAAAGAUAAACCCAAUCACACAUUUUUACAUGAAGUAAAUUAUUACAUUUACACGAUUAACCAUACAUGAGAUAUACAUUUUUAUUUUUUUAUUUAUAUACGACACAUUUUUAUGAAAUCAUAAAAUAAUUUGUAUAGUAAUAUUGUUUAGUAUUAAAUAUACAUAUAGUAUCUUUAUUUAAUCAAUUUUAAUAUUAUUAGCUUAAUCAGUUUGUCACUUCAAGUGACACAUAAAUUGCAGUCAAUUAACAGAGAUGUAAGCCCCGAGGAAAUUGUCUCAGUUGCUGCUGUAGUAGCUACACCAUCGCAUGCAUUAAUAAUAAUUAGUAUUUAUUUAUAAAUAGUAAUUGGUUUGAUAUAUUAUAUGUACAACUAAAAAUUAACAUAAACUCAUUAUAAACUGUUUUUAAAUUUACCUACCUAUGUUAUGAAAGGCAAUUUUUUUUUCAAUUAGUGCCUUGGACCUACUCCAGCUACUACUUGGCUUAAUCCAGCUUUGAUUUAUAUACAUUCUUAUUAGGUACCUAUUUAUAUAUUUUUUUUUCUGUAUAAAAAAGGCAAAUGAUACAAAAAGGAGUAGAAACUUUACCAAGGCGAAAAAGUGUCUAUUAAUUGACUUAGUUUUACCACAUAAAACAAUUAUUGAAAAUAUUAAGGAAAGUUAAUUAAAUGUAUUAGAUUUUUUUCGUGAUUGCAAAAUUAUAAUUACCUAAAUGAUAAAGUUAAACAGUUAAACAACUUAUCAAUUCAAUGACUAUGUUUUUGAUAACAGCUAUCAAAUUUGCAAAACUUUUCAACUUUAUAGCCGGCUAUUGGUUUUGUAUAGUUUUAUGCAACCAGCAUAAAAAUAACGUUUACAGUAAUUAUAUUAUGCCAAAAGAAUUACAUUAUUUUAUAAUAAUGUACGUUAUUGGAUGUAAACUUGAAAUCAGCGGGCAGAUAAUUCGAACUGAUGAUUUAAUAAGUUACCUGUUUUUUGUCUCGUCUACUACUAUUGGCCCAAUUUUUGUAAUGGUACUUCGUUGCUAAUCAAUUAUUGUUGUCCACAGUAUAUUUUUAUAUUAUAUAGCAUCAACUGAUAUUGGCUUGUAUAUAGUGUAAUUUUUUGAAAAUGUAAUAUUAUAAUUUAUAAGUAGUAAAUUUCUUCACAGAUGGCUUGGUAAGCAACAUGUAGUGGAAUUGUACACCAAUAACAAUAAUAAUAGUAGAAGCGAUAGGUGAUGGGAGGACUUUUUGCUAGGGUAUAGUGGUGACUAGCUUGUGAGUGGGGAAUUGUAUAGUUAAGUUUAGUGAAAGUAUGAAAAAAACCUUGUAAACAAAACAACUAUAAUUAUUGAUGUGUCCCCUCCACCAAGAAUUUUGUUGUCUACUGGCCCUCGUUUCACUUGACACUGCAAAUAUUUUUCGUUUUUAUUAUUAUUAUUUUUGUUAUAUUCGACAAUAUUAUUAUUCUGUUUCUUCAUACAUUUCCAUACGCUUGCGCACGAACGCCUAUAACCGGUUCCCUUCUUCAAAAUGAAUAUCGUUUCAUUAUAGCAUUCUAUUCUAUUCCCGUUACCGCCGCCGUGGUCCUUGUCACCAUUGUUCGUGUUGGUCGUCACGUAUCUCUCAGAGUCGCAGUAUAAUAUCAGUCCGUUAUCCGUUGUUCUGUUGUGGUUUUAAAUGUUUUAAUCCUAUUUUUGGGCUUGCGUUAUUUGUGCACGCUUGUAUGUGUGCGUACAUACGUCUAUACGAUAUUUCUUUGCGAGUGUAAGUUGUACUUACGGUUGCGCGCGAGCGUGUGUGGUGUUCGCCAGCACAAUAUGCUUUGGCGAUGUCGUGGUACUUCCGAUGGAUGUUCAGUCAGCAACAGGAUCCGUCCGCGGUGGUCCCGACUGUUAAUAAACCGCGUAGUCGGUCCUUGGACGGUGGAAAUCCCGUUGACCUCGUCAAACAACCGCAUUUGCCCAUCACUGCCGCAGCGGCCACCUUUCAUCUGGCCACCCUACAACCGGUGACCGCUGCACCGAUGCCCAUCCGGCUGCCAGUGACAAUGCUGUCGGCAGCCACGUUACCCUUCGUACGUAUUCUCGGUAAAUAAAUUACGGUGUGACGUGCUCUUGGUCUCGCAGAAUGUAUUUGUCCAAAAUAUGAGUUUCCAUAAAUCCGCCUUUUAUAUACAUUUUUAGAAGAGUAUUCAAAAACGUUAUUUUUGGUAACUACCUACUAACUAAAAUAUUUAUUUUUGAUAGAUUCUUAAUGAAAAUUGACUAAUUGCAAUUUAACUUAAAGGCCAUAGUAGAUAGGUUAGGUAUUAUAAUUAUUUUAAAUCGGUUUAUCAUCAUGUAUACUUUUUUUUUGUACAUUUGUUAAAUAUUUAGUAAAAGUCCAAUAGGCUUUUGGCCUAUAUGUGUAAAUAUCUAUAAAUAUCUGACAAUAUGAGACAGUAAUUUAUUUAUCAAUAAUCACCUAUUACUUAUAUUUGUACAAGGAUUAUGUUAUCGCUUUUGUAUAUAUUAUUAAGCUUGGUGGGCGCUGAGUGGUCAAACUCACAAUCAUGGUUUGUGAAGUUGGGUGCAGAAGCAUUGCACUAGAGUUAAAAAUACAUUAAUUUCUGGUAUAAGUGUAGUGAUAACUUUUUUAUUGAUAAUUUAGGGUUGCUACCAGUUAUACUACUCGUUAAAUUAUCUAAUGUUCACAUUUUCCAUUGAAAAGUCUAUUAACAAAUAAAACAAAUCAUUUUAAUUAAUAAGCCUUUUUUUUAUUAGUUAUAAUAUAAUACGUACAUAAUAUGUAUUGAUACAUUACAUAUGAUAUUGUUGAAAAUUACAACGGUACCUAAAAAUUGGUAAGGUCAGAGCAUUAGAAAUUCAUAUAGAUUUAGAAAAGUUAAAAUGUUUGUAUUCUAAAUACAAUUAUUUAAUAUUAUUAUGAAUACAGUUUUUGGCAACCAUUAUUUCAGUUUGAAUUUUGGAAGUUAUUGUUGUUUAAAUAUUAUUUUUUAACAUUGUGUCAAAUAUUAAUAAAUACAAUUUUUAAAUUAAGAUGACCUAUAAUUUUGGAGGUUAAUAUCAAUGCUGAGACUAACCCAACCUGUAACUGUACCCAUGGAAGUAUAUUUAUUAUGUAGAUUUUCUCCUUAAAAAAUUGUUAACUAAUGGAUAAAUAUGUAAAACUGGGUGCAAUGAAAGCUACCAAUGUAAUACAUAAAUGUAUAUAUUUUACAAUCUUUACCUAUUCCAAAAACCCAUUUAAUCAAUCAUUACUUUAUCCACUUGGAAGAAAUUAAAUACUAGAUAAAAUGGUAGGUAUCUAGUAAAAUUAAAAAUGUUGUAUAAAUUAUUUAUUGGGAGAUAUAAUCUCAGGAGAAGUGGUAUAGUCCUGACCAUGAAUAAAUAUAUUUAGUCAUGGUCCUGACAAUUGUUUUGUUAUCAAUUCUUAUCGCAAUGCUUUUUAUCAUGUAAUCAAUAUAAAUGUAUAAUAUAAUAUUAUAAUGUUUUAAAAUUUUAUGUGUUUCCAUUACAAAUAAAUGUAUACUUUAAUCGUGGCUUUCAUGGAAAUAUUUAACUGUUAAUAAUACUAGCUGAUUGGUAUACAAACCAAUAAUAAUGACCUAUACGACUACUGGCAUAUAAUAUAUAAAAUUAACUGCACGCAAGGUUAUGUCACUAAUAAGGGUGUUAAAAAAUAUGUUAGAAUGUUUAAAUGAAAUAAUUUUUGUCAUUAUAUAUUUUUUUCAUAAUAGUCUCCCUCAUAAAAUUAUAGUCUAUGUAAAAUCUAUCAAAAAACAUAAAAUUUAAUUUUUAAAACAACUUAAAGAAAUGAUUAAUUUUUAAGUACUGUAAUUUAUAAUUAUAACCUAACAUUUAUAAUUACUUUAGCUAAUUUAUUAUAAUUCAAAUUUUCUUAAUUAUGGGUAAAAACGAAUUCUUUGUAUUAUGAAUAAAUGUUAUUUAACAUAUUAUUUUGUUGUUUUCCAUGGGAACUUACACCACUUGAGUCAUAGUAAAAAUAAAGAGCUGAUACUGGGGUUGGGGGCAGCCACUGUUGUACGUGAGAAGUUGGGAAGGUAGGAUACAUAAGGUUAUUUCAUUUAUAUUUGUAAACAAAUAUACAUUACUUGAUAAAAGCUCCUGUUAAAUUUUCAAGAAUUUCCUUUUGGUCUAUACAUUUUAACCACAGAGUUUACAUAAACAAAUUGCAAAAUUAAAUGUCUAUUAAUAGCUAAAAAUGGCUAAAUCUAAAACGCGCCUUACAUAUUCGCGCGUUUUACAUUUUGACUGUGAUAUACCUGAUGAUGAAUUUUUAAUUCGAAAUCGGUCGUAUAGUACACUUAUCAUAUUAAAUAAUUCAAUUGAUUGUACUUCGCUCCGUUCUCAAAUAAAUUUCAAAGUCCCCCCUCAAAAUAUUAGAAUCACUCCUCUUUUUCCUCAUCCAACCAUUUAUUAAACUCCUAUUUUUCGGCUUAUGCGUAUUGCUAUUGUAGACCUCUCCUUUGAUUACUUCUUAAUUAUCACUAACUGGGUUUCCUACUCUAUAUUGCUAUUUAUCUUGUAUUAUAUUAUAGAUUUAUAUAUGUCAUUAUCACUAUUCAAUUUAUUACUAUUUCAUUCUCUUGUAUUGAACCACGGCCUGUUUUAUUAUUAAAAAUUUAAGAAAGAGCUGAUACUGGGGAUGGGAGCGGCCACUGUUGUAGGUGAAAAGUUCGAAAGACAGGAUACAUAAGAUUAUUUCAUUUAUUUCUGUAAAUUACGAUAAACCAUUGCUUGACGAUAGACGAUCCAAGUGCAGUUUGGUAGUAUAUAAUUUUGAAGUGUCGUAAUUUUUUAUUUGAUUUUCAUUUAAAUUUGAUUUCAAAACGCUUAUUAAAAAACAAAGUCACUCGAUGAUUUUGAAAAUUUUACCACUUCUAGGUAAAUCCAAUAUAAGUAUUAUUACCAAGUUUCAAGUCUACGUGUAUUUAUAACUGAAUUACAGCAAAAUAACUACCAAAAAUUAAAAUUCCUUAAAAGUUCAAAAGUUUUGGGGAAGAUACCGAAAGAAAGUAAAUCAAAAAGGCAACAAAAAAGGUGUCUUGUGAUUUUUCAAUUAAAUCAUUUUUUCUGGUGGAAAACGUCCGUGUUUUUAUAAAAUAAUGAAAUCAUGAAAUUGUACGUUUUCCUACGUUUUUCUUACUUAAGUGCUUUUAUUUAAAAAAUUGCGUUGAAAAUCAAAACAAUUACUUCUGUAAAGUACAGUCUAAACAACUUGAGCUUUCAGAAAAGAUGUUAUACUUAUACUCGUAGCAAGUUUACUAGGAACUAACGUGUCUACAGACUAUAACAAAGAAAAAAAAAGCAUUGUAAAAUCAAUAGCGCCAUUGCUAAACAAAUCUAGUUUAUGACCCAAAUUUUUCAAUUUUUAUUUUUAAAAAUGUGUGUUUUUGCUCGUAUCUUAAGAAUUUAAAGUCUAAAAAUAAUUCGGACGAACUUCGUUUGGGAGUUAUGGGGGAAAACUUCAUGAAGUUCGGAUUUUUCGUUUUAUAUUUUUUUUUUUUUCAAAAAGUGUGAAUUUGAAUGUUUAAACUUGAAAAAUAGUAUUUUGGGUGCACUUAGAGACCUGGUGAGGUCGCUAUGGUUUGAACGUUCGUAACUUUAAAUCAAAGCCAGAUUAAAGCCACUUAUUCUGAAUUCAAUAAAAAAAACUUUGUUAUCAAAAUAUCAAUAUCUACAAAUCAUAAUAAUAAUAAAAACGAUUACAUUUUGGAUUAAUUUUAAAAAUGCUAUUUUUCAAGGUUUAUGUAAUUACUAUAAAAGUAAGUAUAAUAGGUAAGUUAUAAUUAUACCAAUCGAUUAAGUAUUAAAAAUCACACAUUUUGGAAAAAAAAAAAAACAAAAUUCGAAAAUAUUUAAUUCUUACAAAGAAAUAUGUGAAACUGAAAACCUGAACUUCAUGAAGUUUUCCCCCAUAACUUCCAAACGAAGUUCGUCAAACUUUUUUUUUAAAUUCUUAAUGUAUAAGCAAAAGUACACAUUAUGAAAAAAAAAAAAAAAAAAAUGUGAAAAAUGAGCUUGGGUCGUAAACUAAAUUUUUACCUAAUAUUUUAUGGUUCGACCUAAUGUAUUUCAAACGUUUACAAGGUGACAGCGGUAGCGACAGCUGGAGAAUCACUGUUUGACGAAAAAAAAACUUUAUUAACAUCAUAACCACCUGUUAUAAUUUAGAAUAGAAAAAAUAAUAAUAGAGUAAUCUGAUAAAUAAAAUAUAUAUAUACGUAUGAAGAUGAGCUAUGGGUAAAAUCGGUAGCAUAGUAAACAUAUUGGCUAAUUCUUUCAAGAAAAAAGGUGUUUUUUAUAAUGGAGGAUUUAAAUUUUAAAAUGUACUUUUUUUUGGACUUUUAUAUAUGGUCACUAUAGUUAUACAUGUAAUAUUUACGAUUUUUUANUACAAGUCUAUAAACAUUUUAAACUGAAUUACAACAAAAAAAUUAAAAUAUUAUUUUUGUAAAUUUUCAGUUUUUUUUUAUAAACUAUAUAUUAGUUUUGUUUUAUAGAACAUUUAAAAAAUAAGUAGCUAUACAGUUUUAUAUGUUAUUUUCUUGGAGUUAAAACCACUACCUAUUUUUAUUUUUAAAUGGCUACAUGUAUUAAAAAUCCCAUAAAUAAAUGAAGGUUAAGUUAAAAUAAAUUUUGCUGUUGAAAAUUUUCGUUUUUGAGGUAUUCCACUUUUAAGUUUUAGUCGGAGAAGAGUAGUGUUGCACUAUUAAAAUGCCACGCCUCGUGCUGUCAUACAAAUGAUGCUCCACUAUACAAAUGUACACGGGUUGUUUUUUUUUUAUAUUUUAUGUUAUUUUUAACAAUCUCUAAGACCUUUACUUUUAUUUUUACUGGAUUAAGAAAUUAAUUACUUUUGCUAAUUUCCUUAUUUGUGAAUCUACUAUAAUGCAAAUAACCAUCAUAAUAAUAUGACCUAUAUGGUAUUCUGAAUUUUUAUUUAUUUUUCUUCAAUAUAAUUUUAGAUUUUUAUCUGCUUUUUUUAAAUUUAUUAUAUUUGUUAAUAUUUAAAAAGAAAAUGUCUAAUUUCAUUGUAUACUUUUAUUAUUUUAUCAAGUUGUUUUACAUUGUAGAACCUAAAUAAUAUAGUUUAUAUCAAGUAUUUCUUGUAGGUUGUUUAUUUUGGUUUUUUAUUAUUAUUGUGUCAUAAACCACAGAAUGGUUAAUAUUAAGACAGGCUAUAUCAUUAGUAUAAUAUAUUUCCAUUAUGUAUUAUAGGUCGGUGGUACAUAUAAAUAAAAUUAUUUUGAAUCGGUAGGUAUUAAAAUUCUAGAUAAGAUAUCCAAUCUUUUGUCCGUUGCCUAUGAGUUUUAUUAAGCCAUAAACAUAUCAAUUUUUGGAAUUUUUCUUAUACAAUAAUUUCUGCUAACAUAACAACAACAAUAUUAAUGUAAAAUUAUAAAAAGAAACAAACAAAAAAGACAGACAUACUUAGCAUGAUGGGUGCAGACACUGUUGUUGGUGUGAAGUUGGGAAGGAUAUAGAAGGGAAUUUAAUGUAUAUUUGUAACCAACGACAAACCAUUGUUUAAGAAAAACCAAUUCUGAACGAAGUUCAGUUUAAAGUGAUGUUUUAUUAAUAAUAUAUAUGUCAUAAUAUGGUAAAAUAAUUAAUUAGGCACUAUAUAUCAUUUCUUUCAUAAUAUUUGUUUAAUGUUAUACCGAUUUCCCCGGUUUUUUUUUUUAUGUUUUCUCAGGUUUUUCACAUUUGCUGGGAAAACUUUUGGGAAAGUCGAAAAUUGACUUCCUUAGAGUAUCUUCCCAGUUAGAUUUCUUUUCAGAAAAGGGUCUAUAUCAUAACAUUGCAGUUUGCUUCCUGGUAGAAAAGAAAUACAAAUCAAAUUCUAGGUACUAAUAUUGACUUAUUUGACUUCAAUUUGUUGUGGUAUUACACCACUGAGCAUAUUCCUCCAUAGAGAAACAUAGUGCCAUGACUGCGUAAUGUAUCUAGGUCUGUUGCUCUCCAUUUGGUCCCUACUAAUUUCUCUAUUAUUCCAUUUCUCUUGUUUACUUUUUCUGUGUUUUUUCACAAUGAUUCUUGUUGGUUUGAGAAAUUCUCCUUGCCAUAUUACUUUUAUCUUUGUAUUCGUCUGCUUGUUGCGUAGAUAAAAUGUACAUACUUGUUUUUUGGACCAAUUUGGCUCCAUCUCAGAGUUGUCAAUUUAAAUUUAUAAAGCAUAGAUAAUUAUUUGGUUCUGGUUUUAUCCUAUUUAUUUUUUGAUUCAGGUAAAUCUUAAAAUUCAUGCCAGUUUGCUGUAUUGAAAUUAUAUCUUCUUCUAAAGGGUACUUUCAAGGGUUUCACUUUCACCGCUGCUGUUACUUGUAUCAUAAUCUGACUGUUGCGAUUUUAUGAUAUGUUUAAUCCACUAUUUUGACUUAUGUUACUAAUUUUUUCCAAACUAAAGAUCUGGGUUGUACUCUCUUCUCCACCUCCUACUUUGAAAUGAAGACUGUAACUUUAGAUCAUGUAAAUUUCCAUCUUUCUACAUUAUCUCUGUUUUAAUCUAUUUCUGUGUAGCACCAGUUUAUGCUUCUGAUAUUAAAAUUCCCUACCACUAUAUUGAUGGUUUCUUAAAUAAAGUUUUUCGGUUUUUAAAUUUGAAUAUCUAAUAAGCCAGAUGGCUUAGAGGUUUAUGUAUUGAUGUUAUGGUGCAUCUAUCUAGUUCUACACUUGUUAUUUCAAUAUCGUCUUUAUCGGUGUAUGGUGUUGAUUUUAUUGCUAUUUUUGGUUUUGCAAACACUGUGUUAACUGCGUGAUCAUUCCACUAUUUGACACAUGUCUUCUAAUAAGUCUUUCAUGGUAUAUAUCUCUGUGUGUUUUUUGUAUGUCAUAUUUAUUUUUCUUACAUAGGUAUUCUAGGAUUGCCUUCUUUUGUCUCGUUAAUCCCUCAAUGUUUACUGAGAUCGUAGUAAUAGCUGGUCUUAAAAAAGGGCCUUUUAAUACCAAAGUACUGCAUUUAUGACGGAAUUGGUAGAAUUAGUUGAUGAGGGUGAAAUCUUUGUGACAAGAUAUUAAGUCUUCAUUGACCACCACUUUCAUUUUAUUAAGUAGUUUACAGUGGCACCACAUAGAAGUUUCUACCUUGUUCCCAUGUUAUCUAUGUUAAUAUAUUGUGAAAAAAUCAAUUUAUGUUAGUUUAUUUUACUUGCUUACAAAACUAUUUUCCUUGUAUAUUCAGUUUGUAUAUUUAACUUUUUUACUUAAUUUCAGCCUAUAUUUAAAUCUAAUAAAAUAUUCUUAAUAACUAUACUUAGUUUGUUAAAAAGUUAACCCCUUCACUAAGUAUUAUCUAAAUGGCCUCAAAUUUUUAGAAUAAUUAAUAAUUUUAUGGUAUUAGAUUGGUGUGUGUCCCUGAGGAAAUUUUAAAAUUGUCAAAAUAAGGACCACCCUAUUAGUUCCCCUAUUAGUAAUCACUUUUGAAAAACAAAAUAUGUUUUUCUUCUGAAAUUUUGAAAUUAAAAGAAUUAGUGAGGUAUUGAGCAGUAUUUUAAAUUUAAAAAAAAAUUAAUAACUUAAUGAUACUACACAUACAUUAUUUUUAACGCACAGAAAAAGGGAAUUUAUGUUCAAUGCAACCAAUUUUGUAAUUUUAAUUUUAAUAUCUGAGUAAAUUAACCUAAUAUCAAACUUAAAGAUAAGAACAUCAUCUGUAAUUGUAUGUUGGUUUUUCCAAAGUUGUAAUUUUUAAGAGUUGAUAUUUUGUGCAUUAGUAAGACUAAUGUCAUUACAACAAGUGAAAUUGCCAUUAAGUUUCAAGGUUAAGAUGGUUCUUCAAAUAUAUCUGAAGAGUUUUAAAAUACACUAUAAUAAAAUAAAUUCAAGGACAAUUAUGUUUUCUGAACAGCACAAUUUUUAAAUUUGCUAGUAUCAUUAUCUAAUGAACUUAUGUAUCUAAGAUACUGUUAGAUACUGUAUAAUAAACUAUGGGAACCUGCAUUAAAAAUAAAAAUUACAUUUAUUUUUUAAAAACAGUUUUUUUAUUUGUUGGUUUAUUGAUAUGCAAUGUCUUGAUUUUCUUUAUAGUUUUCAUAAUAAUUGGAAGCAAGAGGGUAGAACUGGAAAAUUUAAACAAUAAUGGUUACCAUUUUUAUUGAUUUUUUUUUUUUAAAUUUGGUUUAAGAUAAUUAGAGAACCUGAUAUUAUCUCAGAAUAAUUAUAUUAGUCUUUUCUAGACUUUUCAAAUCAUUCUUGUUAUUUUUGAUCUAUUUACAGGUGCUGAAAUGUUCGAGUUUUUUUAGUUUUUAUUUGUUAAAAUUGUUUUAGUGAAGCAAAAAUUAUUGAAAACUCAAUAUAUUUUUCAUCAGGGUUCAUCUUAAGGUUUAUUGUAAAUUGUAAUAAUUGAUAAAAUAAAAAUUAGUCUUAUAUAGUAAUUUUAGAUUCAUAGUAUAGUGAGGAAUGUAUUGGUUUUACAAUGAUAUUUAUUUUUUAAUUUGUGAACAACUUUUCUACCAGAUAUUUUGCUCAAUUUUUAUGUGUUUUUAUUUGGGUGGUACUUUAGGGAGGUAAUUUUUUGAUUUUCCAAGAGGUUUUAUAAUAAUUGAGAAUAAUGAGGAAAUGUACAUACAUCUAUAAAAUAAACUUUGCUCCAAAUUAUUUUCCCUUAACAAUAGUUUAUUUUUGCCUAUAGAUAAAAAUUAAAUUCCUUCAUAUCCUACCUUCACAACUUUUCACCUAUAACAGUAGUGGUCCACCCAUUGUAGAAAGUAAGUCAGUCUUUUGUGUAAUUCUUUUAUGUUUACAUUUUGAUAAAAAUCCUGAUAAUCGCAAAAUUUAAAAACAUGUUUAAUCAAACUUCGGCCAAACUUUUUGUUGGCAAUAAAUUUAUCAUUAUGUGUAGAUGUAAAUUAUAGAACUUUUUGUACCCUACCUACCUAAAUUCUUAUCUACAAGUCCAUAACAAUUGCACUGCUGUCAUCAAUAUUAGUUCUUAUUUUAAAAAAGAAGAUAUUUUAGAUUUAAAAAAAAAAUCAUAUUUAUUGGGUUUUGUAUAAUAUUUAAGAGAGUUAUAACAGUUAUAAUAAAUUAUUAUUUUUGAAUAAUAAUAAUUAUUGAAUAUAUGUAUGUCAUAUAUAACAUAUUUAAAUAAAUAACUAUAACAGAAUUAAAAAUAAUAAUUAUGGAGGAAUAAAAUUUACUAUUAAAGAAAAAAAACAGUAAAUAUUACUAUUCUAUAGUUAGAUUAUAAUGUAUUUUUUUAAUUAGUUGCAACAUAUAUCAGAUAUAAUAUCUUACUGUGUUAAGUGGUUGUGAAUUUCAAUUGUCCUACCAUCCAAAUAAUUUAAUUCCGUGGGACACAUUGUAUAUAAAUACAAUUCAUUAUUAUUUGUAAUUUGUAUAAUGUAUAUAUUAUGAUUUAACAAUUAUAUGUUGUGCACACAUCUAAAUGAAUAUCUAAUAAUAAUAGAUAUUCAAAAAAGUUCAAGAUUAGAUUAUUUAUUACAGAUAAAAAUAUAAUGCCUACUUCUUGUUUUGUGAAUUGAUUUGAAAAACUGUUUUAUGAUAUUUAAUAAAACUUGUGUAUUUUAGUUUUUAAUUGAGUCACUUCAAAAUAUAAAUAGUUGAAAUAUUAUAAAGAAUGUAUAGAUAUAACAUUGAAUGCAUAAUUGACCUAGUUCAUUCUAGUUCUACUGGAACUAAUAUUAUUUUAUUAAUUUUGUUACAGAGAUCAGCAAAUAUUCCACAAUCAAAUUUUGCGCAAGGUAAGUACAGAGUACACUAUUUAAAGUUAUGUAUUUAAUAUAUAAUUAUUCAUUUAAUUAAUAUUUGAAUGCUAGUAUUUUGUUCUUGUUGCUGUUAAUUUUAAGAUGACGAAAAUUAUAAGUCAUUUCAUUGGGUCAAGAUUAUUAAAGUUUUUAAUCUCUGACGUCAAUUCUGUUACUUUAGAACGAAAACUGAUAUUUUGUGUAAAGUUUAAUAUUUAAAUUAAUUUAAAGUAAAUUCAGAUAGGUAAACAUUAAGCUUGAAGCUAUUUUUUUAAAUUAUUUAAAAAAAAAAUUUCGGUGACAGUUAAAUUAUAUUACUUGACUAUGAAAUAUUUCUAAAAACAAGGAUUUACCAAUGACAAUUCGUGUUUAUUAAUAGUUACAGUUCAACUUCUAUGAUGAAUAGUUGUGAUUAAAUAAUAAAUUGAGGACAACAGUUACAUUACAAAUUUUAUUUUGUUACAAAUAUUAGUUAAUAUAUUUUGUUAAUUGAGCCCUGUUUUACGUAUGAAAAAGAUUAUUUAAAAUAUUUCGCACGGUGGGUGGGCCACAGUUGUAGGUCAGAAUCUGGAACGACAGAUGGGAAAUUUAAUCUGUAUGCAAUAAUUUACCAUUGCUAAAGAAAAAUCAUUCUGAGCGGAGUUUUAACGAUUUUCGUUGAAUUUUUGAUAUUAAAAUUCUUUUAUAAAAAUUCAACAUUACACUCAAUUUUUUUUUUAUUUUUACUACUAAGUAUGACCUUAUAACACUUGUUUAAUUUUCUAAUAUUUCUGUUUGGUCCAAAAACUUUACUCAUAGAGUACUUACUGAAUAAAAAUUACGUAAAAAAAAAACCUUAAAAUUAAAAUGUCUAUAAAUAGCUCAAAAUGGCUACAAUGUUUUGAAAAUUUUACCACGUCAAGAAAAAGACAAUAUAAGAUUUCUGUCCAAACUUUAAGACUCCACAAAUAUUUUUAACUGUAUUAACUUUUAACACAAAACAAAAAAAUUAAAACUUAAUACAUUUAAUUAUAUAUACGAUCUCUGUAUAUGUUUAAAUUACUUGGUAUAUUACUAUUUUAAUAUUUUAAUUUAUUUUUAAAAAAACAUGAAAUUAAAAAUGAAUCCUAUAAGUAAUACAAUUAAAAUAACAUAUUCUUCUCCAAAUUUAUAUUCAAACACUAGUGUUAUCUACUAAACUUACUUUAUCUAAAAUCCUUGUAAUUAGUAGGUGUAGAGCUUCCCAUCUAAAAUUAAUUUGACUAACGUAACUUGAUGGCAACUAAUUAAGGGAAGGUUAUUUUUUUAAAUGUUAUGUGAAAAAAGGUUAUCUUAAGUAAUUGUUUUACAAAAGGAGCAUAAAAUGAUUACCGUUCUAACUCAGUGUACUAUAUCAUGUAUAUAUAUAUAUAUAUAUUUUAUAAGUUGAAAUUAAAUUUGUUAAUUCUCUGAAUAUUUUUUUUAACCUGAAUUUUUCGUUUUUGUUAUUAUUGCAUGUUUGAUAUGUACAUGGUCUGUGUGAAUUUUACAAAUAUAUUUGGGAACUGUUAGUCAUCAAAGGUGUUUUGCCCUUUUCGUGAAUUCGGUAUCAUUUAGCAGCGGUAUUUAAUUCAUUCGAACCGUAAGCCAUAAACACUAGAAAAUGAUUGUACGUGUAGUGUAGAUUACGCUUGCUCUUAAUAAUGUUAAAGGUACCUAAUGUAAUACGACAGCAACGUUCUGCAUGUUUUUUGUAAACCUAACUUAAUAUUUCUAAAUAGGAAAAUGUUAUUUUAGAUUCUAAGUGAAGUUAGCCAAUGUAUUGGUUUUAAAAUGAUGUUUGUUUUAUUUUUAUUUUUUUAAUCAAAUUUUACCUGAGUGAUACUCUAAGGAGGUUAUUUUUUAUUUUCCGUGGGAUAUUCCUAAUCAUUUGGAAAACACGGAAAUGUGCGACAUUAAUAAUUUUUGAUUUUUGUUGUGAUCAGUGAAAAAUAUUUGUAGAGACUUGAAAUUUGGGUAGAAAACUUAUAUUUCUCUUUUCUAGACAUGAAAUAAUAUUCAUAACAUUUUCGCUAUCUUUAAGCAUUGAGCUAUUUAUAGAAAUUUGUAUUCUGCGAGUUUUGUACGUAAUUUUUAUAUGGUAGGUACUUUGUGUAUAAAACUGUGGGUCCAAUAUUAAAUGCUUAAUAAUUUAACAAUAGGUUUAUUAUAAUUCGUAAUUAUUGGCCAUAACAAAAAAAAAAAAAUUUUGAGUACAAUGUAGAUUUUUGUAAAAGAAUUUUAAUAUUAAUUUUAAUUUUGACAAAAAUGUUACGGCCCUUCAAAAUAUGUAUAACUGAACUCUAAGAAUCCUCUUUCAUUAGCAAUGAUUAAUAAAUUGUUGAUUACAGAUAUCCAAAAUUUCCUUCUAUAUCUUACCAAUGUACUCACCUACUACAAUAGCCUACCAAUCAUCUAAAGUAUGUUCGUCUUUUUUUAAUUUUACUAAGACUAGAUUUAGUGUUUUUGAUAAUAGUUACUAAAAUAUAAUGAGUAUUAAGAAGUACUUAAAUAUGUUUUUUUUCGGAAAUGUAUACAUAGUAACUUGUUUUGAAUGUAAUUAGCUAGUGCUUAAACUAGACUAUAUAAUAUAGAUUAUAGACUAACACUAUAUAACUAUAUGAGUACCUAAGGUCAAGAAUAAUAUUUUUAAAUUUCUUUUAUGAUAAAUUGAUAUAAUAGACUGAAAAAAAAAUAUUUGGGUAUAAAAUAUAUUUGAAUAAUAUGCACAGUAAUUUAUAUAAAAUUAGCGAUAAAUUUAUUAUUGCUUACUAUGUUUACUUAAAGUAUUUCUGUUGUAGAUUUAAAGUGAAGCGAGGAUAUUAUAUUGAUUUUACUGUAAUGUGUUUGUCUGUAAAGGUAAAUAUCUGUUGCAUUUUGAAUCUAGCUGGUGCAUUAAAAAGGUAAUAUUUUGAUUUUCUAAGGGAUUUUCAAAAAAAUUGGGAAAUACUGGAAGAAAAAUUAAAGAAAAACUGUAAAUAUUUACAACUAGUAGCGUUAUCGAUUUCAUUAUUUUUGAUUUUUACGCAUUAUGUUUUCUACCAGAAAUAAUAUUGCUCAAAAAUGAUGAAUUACCUUUUUCGAUAAAUUUCUAAUCUAGUUGGUGAAGAAGAAAGUCGGCUUUUCAUUUUUCGUGUAAUUUUCUUAAUAAUUUGGAUGAAACGUAAGAAAUAUAAAAAAGUUAACGGCAUUAAUGAUUUUAUUAUUUUGUUGUAAUUCUGUUUGGCUAUUUUUGGGCUAUUCAUAUGCGUUUUAUGUUUACGAGUUUUUAUAUAGUUUAAUUUGGUAGGUAUACCUAUGUGGACAUCAUUGUUUGACUAAACAAAUGUUCUAUUCAUAUGCGUUUUAUGUUUACGAGUUUUUAUAUAGUUUAAUUUGGUAGGUAUACCUAUGUGGACAUCAUUGUUUGACUAAACAAAUGUUUCAAAAGUUAACAGGAAGAUCAUUUAAAUAAUUAUACUUAGUGCUCAAAAAAAAAAAAAAAAAAAAAAAAAAAAAAAGUAGUCUGUAAAUUGUAAUGUAGUAAUUAUUUUCAUAAUAGUAUUAAUAUCAAAUUUUGAUGAAAAUCGUAAAUAUCACGUUUAAAUAAACUUUGUUCAGAAUGUCCUACAUUGUUAUCCAUGUGUUUUUAACUCGCAGUCAAAAUUUAUUUUUUUUUUUUCAAUCAGAUUUUAUGUCAGGGAGACAAAUGUAGAAAAUUACCUUUUUAUUUUCAUCCUUAUUCAUUGAAAAAAAAGAACUUUAAACUUUUCAAAAUGGUCGAUUUAUAAAAUAUAUUCUAAAAAAUUAUAUUUGUGAUACAAAUUAAGAAAUGUUAAAAUUAAAACGGCUAUUGCUAAGAAAAUAUCAAUCGGAUUGGAAUGUAUGAUGCAUUCAAAUUUUUACAGUAAUAUAUUUUACAAAUUAAAAGUAAUGAAUUAUAAGAAUGAAGUUAUUUUUUUCAUUGAUUAAGAAAUGAAAAAAAAAAUUUAAUUUUUUUCUACAUUUGUGUCCCCUUGACAAAACCUGAUUGAAAAAAAAUUACAUAUUGACUGAGUUAAAAGUAUGUGUGACAAGAGUCAGCGUUAUUGAUAUAUGGUUAACACUAUAAGACACUCUGUUUAAUAGAAAUCUAAAUAUUGACCUUUUUCAGUGUAUUAUCUCAGUAUAACUUCAUCAGAAAUCACCCUAAAACUUUAAAGAAAGAAAUAAUUACAUUUUUUCAAAAUAAUUCUAUAGUUAGAAAUCUUAAGUGAUACGUUUUAUUGUCUAAAUGUUUUUAAACAUUAAUCUAAAAAAUGCUUUAAAGUUAAUUCAAUUUUAAAAUUAUAUUUACUUAUGUAAUUAUAUUUCAAUUUUAGAUUUUAUAUGUUAAGAAGAGCAAUCUAAAAAUGGACCAAUAUAGUAAUUAUGAUACUUUCAGUAUUCCUUAUUACUUCAGUUUAAACACUAAAUUUUUGUUUUUAUAAUUUCUUAAUUAUAGGGCCAUAGAUAGAUUUACAUGCUUCUUGCAUUUACAAUUCCACCAUUCUAAACUUUAAAAAUAUAAGAUUAAAAAUAAUUGAUAAGUGAUAAUGUUAACAGGUUGACUACUGAUUGUUGUAGGUUGGAAGUGAGGAAAGGAUACGUAAAGUUAUUUUAUUUAUAUCUGUAAGCAAUGUUCAACCAUUGUUAACGAAAAACGAUUCUGACCGAAUUUGUUAAAAAUGUUUCGAAUUUAAGUGAUUUUAACGAUUACAUUGUAUUACAUAAAUACAACUUAUAAUAAAUCUCCUAUUAAAUCGGAGGAGCUAUAAAGUAUUCGAAAAAUAUUAGGUACGAAAAUAAUAUCGUUAAAAAUAUUUAAUCCGACAAUUAUUUUUUCAAUCCCGUGUUUUUAACAUUCCGUACACCGAUAAAACGCUAUCUAAGAUACCACCAGUACAUAUUUUUCUAAGAGAAGCGGUAAGAAAAUGUUCUAAUUUGGGUUGCUAAGGGUACGAAUUGUUUACUUGCAACAAGUUAUGCAAGAUCAACUAGUGUAAAUACAAAAAAUCUAGUCGUAUUUAUAACUCGAGAGUGCCAUAAUAGUGGUGUGUGUGAUAAUAAAUAAAAAAUAAUGUAGCACUGUACCUAACAUUACAUUUUAUAAUUAUAAUUAAUUAAAAUUUAAAUAUUAAAAUAACUACAAUUUAAUAGGUAGUAAAUAAUAUUUAUUUUAUUCAUGUCAAACCACUUUUAGAUAAUAAUAUUAAUUCUUCAAUAGUAGGUAUCUAACAAUGGUUCAAUGGAUAAUUGAUUUAAAAACUAUUAAUAGGUAACUAAUAUUUAAGGCCUCUAUUGCAAGUUGUUUUUAUGACAAUGCCCGACUGACUACGUUGUCUGUCUUGCAUCCAAACAAAUGUUAUCCAAAUAGAGCUCUAUACAAAUUUAAAAAAACUUGACAAUUUUAAAUAACUAUGUAAAUAAUUCAAAAAUAAGGAUUUAAAUUUAAUUUAAUUGACCUGGUCAAUUUUCCGUAAAACCCGUAAAUUUAUCUAGGAUAAUAAUAACUUUUUUCAAAAUUUUGAAGCCACACCCGGAUAAUUAUAAAGGCUGUAAAUUCUACAAAGAUAUUUCAAAAAUAAAACCACCCACAUUCCUAUUCCUAAAGAAAACCCCGUGAAUAAAUAUAUAUCCAAAUGCAAGUCAACCAAUAAACAACCAACUAGCAACCAAUCCUAACAAAAAAUCAUACGCAGAAAUAACCAUAACCGGUAUGCUUAAUUUUCUAAAUAAAAUACUUAUGAGACAUUCCAAGACUUCCUAAAGGAUUACUUUCAAAAAACAAUAUCAGAAUUCAUUCAAAAUAUACCGCAAAGUGACAUUUUCUCGUUAAUAAUGAGAAAAAUGUUAGCUAACUCAACCAAAUCAAUAGCAAUCCAAAAUUAAUAUAAUACUAUUAAAGGUAUGAUGUUAGUCAACUGGAAUGCAAACGACUUAAAAUCAAAAAGGUCCACCUCAGUUGAAUUUAUAUCAGGACACAAAAUCGACAUUGCUUGUAUUACUGAAACACACUUAAAGGUAUCCGAUUCCUUUGAAAUAACCUGAUAUAAAAUAUACAGAAAUGACAGAAAUCAUAUACAGUGUAUAUUAUACAAUUUUCAGGAGGUUCAGAACAAUGAUUCAAAACAAUCAACACAACUCUAUAAUACUACCGUUAAUAGUUCAGAUGGAAACUAUAGCUAUUAACCUUUUAACUAAUAAACACGACCUACGCAUUAUAUCAGCAUACAAUUCGCCGAAUAAGAAAAUUAAAAAAUUUGACUUAUUCAAACUUUUUAAUAACUCCCCAACCUUACUCCUAGGAGACCAAUUCAAAAUAAUAUGGGGCUGUAAAAAUUUCAAAUCCGAAUGGACAUAAAUUGUAUGAUUACACGUCCGACCUAAACUCUCUUAUAGUGCACUCCACUAUAAAAUUGGCAAAAGACCCAUCAAACUUAGACUUAAACUACGGCUCCCACAAGAUAUUUUACUUGAAGUUCAAGAAGAGUACUAUCCAGAUUCAUAAUCCAACCAAAAUUUAUUUUUAAAUUUUAAAUAAUUAAUAUUGUAAAAAUACUUGGUGUAUUGAAACAAUUAUAUUAAUAAAAAAAUAAAAUUUAAAAAGAUAUUUCAGUAAAAAUAUAAUCCACGUGCCUUACGAAAAAUUGUUCACUCUGUAUAGUGUAUAUUUUCAGAAUAUAAUCGAAAUUUCACAGAAUAAAAAAAAAAUAUCGACAUUUUUGUAGACAAUUUCUUUAAAAAUAUGAUAAGUAUAAAUCGUUACAAGUAACAAAUUAUUGUAACCGUUUUUAUCUACGAAUAUUCUUAUAAAUCAAAUCGAUAUAUUACUGUAUAAUUAUUAUUUGUAAUUGUUGUUUAAUCUUUUGAAUUUAUAUUAUGCAAUUACUUUUCUCAUAGUACAAAAUUUAAGUAAUUGUAAAAAAUUAUUAUCAACGUAUUAUAAUACAAAUUACAAUAUUAUUCUGAGUUUAAUUUUUUCUUUUUUUUUUUUUAAUUAAUGAAAAUUAUAUCGUAUUAUUAUCAUUAUUAUAAUUAAAUAAUAUAUAAUUUUUUAAAAGCCAAUAAAAUAAAAUCGAAUUAAUGACGUUUUAAGAAUGUCAUAUUAGUAUACAGAAUUAUAAUUAAUUUUUGAAUUAUUAUGAAUUAUAAUAACUCAUUAUUUUGUGAAGUAUUGACUUGACAAUGACAAUGUUUUGAAAAUUUAAGAAAAGUGCAACCCUAAAAUGUUACAUUUCCAUUAUUUUCGGUUUGGAAAGACUGCCUACUUUUGAUUUUCAAAUGACAACAGUUCCAUAAACAUAUAGAAUAUUAGUUUAAAUAAAUGUUGGUGUUGAAAAUGUUGAUUUCCGUCACACCGUUGACGAGAUAUUCCACUUUUAAAUUUGGGUAGGGGAAAGUAAAGUGGUUCAUAAUUGGUGUGGCGGCACGACGCGCGUCGUUUGAAAUUUGUGAUUAGCAAUUAAAAGUGGAAUAUUUCGUCAAUGGUUCGACGGAAUUGAAAAGUUUCAACACCAAAAUUUAUUUAAACUGAUAUACCUCGUUAUAUAUUUGAAUUUGUAUUAUUGGUUUCCAUUAGAAAAUCAAAUAUAUAUAUAUAUAUAUCAAAAUAAGGGUGACAAAAAACAAUGAUUUAUAACAUUUUGAAGCUGCUUAUUUAUUAAUUUGUCAAGCAUUUUUCUGAAUGGUCACUUUGCGAAAGGAGUGUUUUACGUUAAAUGAAUCACCGUCGACUUUAUGAUGUGUAAUAAAUAAUAAUAAUAUAUUAUAAUGUAGUAUAAAACAAAUGUCAGUAGUUUCAAUCUAAAUUUAAAAUUACACGAUACCUUAUGGGAUUUAUUGGUUUUCAAAUUUAUUUAUUAUAGUAUAUAUAUAUAUAUAUAUAUAUAUAUAUUAAUCAAUUGUUUUAUCUGUUCAUAAAAAUAAGUAAUAUUAUGACCUGACUAUCCGAAAUUAGUGACCUAUCCGAAAUAAUUGUAAGAUCAUUCAAUUAUUGUUUUAGUUAGUAUGUAUUUUAUUUUUUUUUGUUUGUUAUAAAUUGUGAUAACAUUAAUUUUUUGUAUAGUACCUAUAACGAAAUUUCUCUUUUAAUUACAAACUAUGUCAUGUUUUCACUGAAUGAAAUAUCGGUAAUAACAAUAUGCGCUCACUGUAUGUUAACACUGAGUCCGAUGAUAAAACCAAUUGAGACAUGUGUCUAAUGUAAUAUUAGGUAGGUAUUUGAUUUUUCUCUUGUAUAAUUUAUAGUAUAUUUUUACAAUUGUUAUAUAGGUACCUAUUCUAAUGAAGUUAAUAUAUUAUGUACUUAUGUACUUGGUCUUUUUUUUUCUAUAAUUACAACAUAUUAUAUUUUGUUAUUAUAAUUGUUUAUCUUUACGAUUAUAAUGGUAUUUGUGUUUUGUUAAAAUGAUAUCAAUCGUGGUAAUUUUCAUCAGUACAAAUCAUUAUAAUAAUAUUUAAAUGUUAAUAAUAGGUACCUACAGCUAUGUUUACACGCAUAUUAUUAUUAUAAGGUAAAUUAACGGUUUUCGUGAAUUUUAAUACUCUAUUGGUAUAAAAAUAAUUUCCGACCUUUACACUUUCAAAUAUUGUAUUAUUUUAGUUCUAAAGUUCGUAGCCGCGGUGUACCAUCAAUCUCUUGCGCUAAUACAAAUGAAAAUGUAUUCGUCAUUGACCUUUGACGCGUAGUCGGCAACGUAUUGUGCUGAUCUCGUAAGUGAUAUUUUAUACAUGUAUGUUUACGUGCACACUAGGUAUAUAGUAUACAGUACACAUAAUACUAUAAUAAUAGGUAUACACACAUAAACACCCGGUCAAAGUCGAUCUGUCCCGAUCCCGGGACUAGAUCUCUAUGAGCAGUACGAGUGUAUAAUAUGCUAUAGUUCAUGUGUGUACGUGGGACCGGUCGCGCGUCGUCCCCUACUGCCUCCGUACCCGUCUGUCGACAGGCCCCUUCUCCCAGGUUUCAGCUGACUGUGGCACUGUUGGUGGAGAAGGAAGUGCCGUCGCCGCGUCAUUGGCCGGUGGUAGUAGCGGACAGCGAUCCGGGUCGUGCUUCGUUUUCGAACCAGUCGUACGCACGUUUUCCGUAACGCUCGUUUUUCUCGUGCGCGCGUGUCGCACAGCUCAACCAAACGCAUGUAGUGCACGCGUCGUGUAUUAGAACGCAGCUGUGCCCGAUAAAGAUAAAAACUACGGCUGUAUACAAGUUUAUAAUAAUAAUAAUAAUUAUAGUGACAGCGUGCUGUUCAAGUAUAAUUAAUAUAGUAUUUUAUAUUUGUGAUUUUGUUGCCCCGAAUUAAUGUUAUAUAAUGUUUAACGAACAAAUCCCGUUGAAUUGAAUCGGUAUUCGUUUAUCAUAAUAACACACCGGGUACAUAAUAUUAUUAGUAUCUAGCAUAUUAUUGAAAAUACGUUACAAAAUAAAGAGCGUAUUGCUUCACGUUGUGAUCCCGCGGCUAGUGGUUUCGUACGAAAAUGGAAGUGGGGGCAGCGGCCAAGCCGAUAUGUCUGGCGAUACCGAAAUCGCGCGUGGUGUGCCAUAUCACACCGCCCGACGACGAGCCGAUCGCGCCGAAACCGGGGCCAAAGAACGUUUAUUCGCGGUCACCGUCGUCCCGGUCGCCAAGCCCGAACAGACGGUCGUCGCCGCGCACAUCGUUCCUGCAUGACGCUUACCGCGCGUUGACGGGCUCCAGGAGUAGUACGUUGACGGACGCCAAAAGCAGUACUCUCAUGCCGCUGCCGCCGACGGCGGACCAGGCGACAAAGCCCGUCAACAAGUCGUGUCUGUUGGACGUGCCCAAAGACGGACAGUUCCGAAACCGGUCUAAAUCGUUGGACGACGGCACCAGGAAAACGGCGCUCGCGACCUCCUCCGGAUCGUUUCGACUCGACAGCGGUGACGCGUAUAAGAUAUUCGAAAGCAUUCUGAAAGAAGGUACUCAUAUCCAUAUUGCAUUACAAACCGUGCGCCUAAACGCCCCGAUAAUAUACGGGUAAUAAUAUUAUAUAACGUCGGUGCGGACGCGAAUUCUGUAUUGUUCGGAAAUUUUCGUCUGCGAAAAAAAGAAAAUGGCCAAUUUACUAAGACUGUUUUUUUUCACAUCCGAAAAUAACCGCAUUGCGAUACGACAUAAACAUAAUUUUAUGUUUAAUCGACACACGUCGUCGUCGUGUCGAAACUUUUUUACGUGCGUGAAUACUGGUGUAUGUUACGUUUUAUUAUUAUUAUUAUUAUCAUUAUGUUACACGCCAUUGUCGGUCAUUAUCGAUAUACCGUAUUAUAAGCGCGGUUAUUGUAAUGCGGCCGAUAAGACGCGCAGUUUUUCUUCUCUUUUCUUUUAAACGAAACGAAAAUUAAACAAAUCAUAUAUUAUUAUUAUUUAUGCAUCAUGUCAGGACAUCAAUCGCCGAUCGCCGUGAUUAAAUCGCGUGUCUAUGUAGGUGUUGCAUAAUAAUAAUAAUAAUAGUCGUGUAAAUAAUGCCGCGCACAGGUUCCAGUCGUUUUAAGUUUUUUACGCACGCGUUGCGGGGAUUUUUUCUCUCUGUUUAUGACUUGGCGUCGUUAUUAUUAUUAUUCGCGAAGAACGGGAGCCGAUCAAUGCCAGUUGGCUCCCGUUGGCGUAAUUUUUUUUUCUCUUUAUAUCGUGUUUUUAUCGUAUGGACAUAAUAUUAUUAUAAUAUUAGAUAUUAGAUAUAUAUAUGCAUAUACAUUAUGUACUUUUGACUUGACGGUCUUUUUUCGAGUCGCUGUCGUAAAACAAAAAUACUCGCGAACAGAUUUCAACAGGUCGCGACAUUGUUGUAAUAUUAUAUCUCGGAUAAAAUAUGUGCCCAAUGCCAAACCGCCGGCUACUAGAGCCCCGUCGACGGCACGCGAUUUCCGGCGACAAUCGUAAAAAAAAUAAUACCGCUAAUAGAGAACGAAAAGAAAGAGAGAAAAAAAAACGUAAUAAUGUGUCGUGAAACGUCACGUGUUCGGACAAGUGACCGAUCGGUAAUCGUCGUCUAAUGUAACACAAUAAAUUAUUAUACGUCUCGAAUUUCUCUUAUUUCUUCAAAAAACGAUCGAGACGAUCGAGUAUCGUUGAUCUUCAUUCUCAAUACGCGUACGUCGUAUUUGUGUCAAUAAGUACGAAGAAAGUUGUACGGGUUAGUGUCGUAAUACUGCCAUUAUUAUACGACGUGCCGUUGGCGUGAUUAUUAUGUGAUAACAUUAUCUUUAUCAGGUGUGAUCGGAUCGUUAUAGGGGAAAAAUUAAAUGCAAUAAAUAUUACCGAACGUCUUGUAAAUAUGAUUGUUCUACGUUUUAAUCGCAUAGAUGAUUAGGUAUAUCGAUUUUAUUUCAUUGCCGAAAAUCACGCCCUUACGCCUAUAUAACAUAAUUGUUUUUAAUUUCGUUUGAAAAGUAGGUACUCGUGCAAAUUCAACGAUCGAGCGUUUAAAACAGUGUAAUUUUAUUAUUGAGUACGCGUGUAGUUUUUUCUUUUUUUUUUUCUCUCGAUGUGACGCUAUUUGAAAAUCGUUUCGGAUCCGGAUGAUCCAAUUGUGACCGAUAACACAGACCGAUGAUAAGGAGAGCGUGACGUAGACGCCGAUAUCGCAUAAUAAUAACAAUGAAAAUACGAUUACUCUUGUUGCGGGACAGCGCGCGCGUAUUUCAAUUAUUGACAUUGUCGGGGCGGUGUUUGUGCGCGCGUUUUGAAAAUUAAUAUCGCGCGCGUUCGACCGCCGCGUCGUAGCCCAAAACGGCCGUUGUGGCGCGAUUUACCGGCCGGUCUAAUUGACUAUACCACCGACGGCCCCGUUGUCGGUGGGGUGGCGGCGUGCGGGCCGACCUUUGUCGUAAAUAUACCUGCGGUGACGCGAAACGCCCCGUCUGUGUAACAAUAUAUUGAAUGCCGAAAUACAAAAAUUAUUAUCGCGUUGGACGCGCGCACGACCUCGCGCGAUAAUUUCGUUUUUCAAUAUUCGCCUCGCCGCAUUAAUCGCUUCUGUGUCGGUGUUUUAUCACGUGUCGGGUACACGGUUAACUAUAACAAUAAUAAUUAUCGUGGCGGGCGGGGCGGGUGUUAUUGGCGUUUGCUGCGUGUUAUUUUUGGCGACGCGCAGAACAGCAGUUCGUCGCGUAAGAAACAAAAAUCCGUUAUGUACUUCGCCGAUGAUUUUUUACGUGUUGGUGGACACGUACAGGAUAACAUUUCGCUAAUUCGGCCGGUCUCGCUUUGAUUCGCAAACAGCACAACACUAACGCAUCCGGAAUAGACCGGCCGUGUUUUCGGUUGUUAGCCCCGACGGAAAAUUCUGUUUUUUCCCAAUUAUAAUUUAGCGGUUUCAGAAUUCUGUCGGUCGGAACAUUUUAUUUAGCAUAAUAUUCACCAGAUUUUGAAUUCGGUGAUUUUCAGUGCAUAUUGAAACGUUUAAAAUUAACUUUAUUAGUAAUUGACGAAUCGAAUCUAGCGGUUCCCAACUCUGUACGUAACCCCUUUCUGAGGGAUGAAUUUGGUAGAUGUUAUAUUUGUUUAAUUUUUUUCUUUUCAAUAUAAUAAACCAAUAAAGUAUAAUUAUUGCCACUUGCAUCAUGUACAAUAAUAAUAUCCGACGAAUAGCGAAACACCGGUGUUGAUUUCCUAAUUGUUAUCGUUCAUAGACUAUUAUAGUACUAUAGUCCUAUAAGAAAAAAAAACAAUUUCCGGUUGUUCAAGUUCUUGUCAAGCACCGUCCUUGAAUUUCAACAUUUCCUAGUUUUCACCAACUGAUUCUGAUAGCCCUUCCGGCGGCUGGACGGUGCGGCACGGCGCACGACCGUCUAUAACAUAUUUCUAUUCCUAAUCGUUCGUACACACUCCAUCCAACCGCGGAAAACUCCGCCGCCACUCAUCUCCAUCUUAAUGGGAUUCGAAACGGAACAAAAAUCCCCCCCCCCCCCACACAGAUUGUUUGUCCCUUUUUUCGUCCAUCGCAUACGCGGCGUAUCAAUUUAUAGAACUAUUUAAGUCCGUUCGACAGUCGGAUCGUGGUGUUGUAGCGCGAAGCUAUACGAGUUUCGAAAACGGAUUCAUUGAAUUCGACGUGGAGCGUGCGCAAAAUGCGGCCCAGGCCCAAACGAACAUUGUUUAAAAUCGAAUUAAGGUUGGCACUGUAAUUCGAAUAAAGCGGGCCGGCCGAAAUCGUGUUAGCUUCGCCGUUCAAUGUCAAUCGGUUUUCAGAAAUAUUCUCGUUGUCGCUUCACUAUAAUGGAUCGGGCCAGAGAUUAUUUUUGGUGCCCGGUGCAGAAUCAUGCAAGGGGCGCCUUUUUUAACUAAAUUUUAUUUCAAGGUAUUAAAUCUAGGCACAUGCUUUCCACAAAAAUGUGCUGAUAGCGCUUAUAGUCUGUCAGAUAUGGUACAAUGCAUUAAUAUUAUUACAGUAUAUUGUUAUUUUUAUUUAGGAUAGUCAUUAAGUCGUCGUUUUAACUUAAAUUUGUAUUUUGUAACAGGUUGGUAAUUCUUGAUUAAAUAAUUCUAUUUUUUUUUUUACAUGGACGCAUGGGGUACCGUGAUUAUUUGAUCUUUGGUGGGCCUGGGUGAAUUUUGACCCAGAGACCCCCCCCCAUCCUCUCUGAACGGGCUUGGAUCGGGCAAAAAAAUGUGUUACGACAGAGAAGAAUAAGGGUAUCGGAGGAUAUUUGUUUUAUAACAAUCCGUAAAACGCAAUCGUUAAAACCAUUAAUAAUAAAUAUUCAACACAGUACGACCACGAGCGUAAGUAUAAAUAAUAAAGUGCCCGUUUGUUUCAACAUGCUGAGUCCUUGGUAGCCCGGGUCCGGUUUUUCGUCUCUGCUCGCGCUGCGAAAAACCUAACGUAACAUAAAAAAUCGCGGAAGAAAAAUAAUAUAAAUCUGUGCUUACUGUUGUUAUUUAUCAGAUGUGUAUAUUACCCGAGUUGGUAGUGUACUGCACACUCGAUUGUAAAACUAGUGCUACCGGUUCAGUGGGUUUUAUUAAAAAAAUAUAUAAUAAUAAUAACAAAAUAACUCGAAAAUCUCGCUUCUUUUGCCAUUCAAAGGGUAUAAAAACAACACGGAAUAAAAAAAAAAACGACGAUAUAUUAUUAAUAAUAUUAAUGCUAAUUAUGCGUGUGUUGGGUACUUACAAUACCUUUAGAUUUCCGAUUUUUUCUGGGUUUUUUUUUCCCCGUACAAAUGUUAAAAUGUACGUGUGUAUACAAUUAUAUUAUAGGUGUACGUUUAUCAUAUAACAUAGUUGACAAUAAUUUCGACUUUUCAUGUGUUCGUACCUAGGUAGGUUAUUAAUCAUCGAAUGAUCCGUUUUUGUGUUUGAUCUGGUCGAGCUGUUUGAUUGUGUUGAUGUGUUGGUUUGAGCAUUGCGUUAUAACUCGUUGCAUUACUCUUUUACAAAAAAAAAAAAUAUAUAUUUAUAAUAAUGAACGAUAAUCACGUCGGGUCAUUUAUUCGAUAUACCUAUCUGUCUAUAUUGUCGAUAAGACAACAAAUCGCAUUGAAAAAAACUCUUAGAAAACAGAUUGGUAAAUAGAUAAUACUACAUAGAUUUUAAAGGAAUUAUUUUUGUUUUGUACAACUCGUGUAAUCUAAUGGCAAUUAAAUGGAUUCUAAUUUUCUAAGUAUUUUUGUUGUUUUAUUUUUUUUAUUUAUUAAUAAUUUUAGAAUAAUAAAUUGUAAAAUUUACUCAAUGUGUAACGGAUUUAUUUAGUUAAAUAUUUUUCCCAGAAUUGUAUAUAAACAUUAAUAUGUUUAUACUGUUUGGUCUAAAUAAUUAGCCUAUAGCUAACCUCCGAUUAAUUGAUAUUUAAUUUUUUUUUUAUGGAACAUACAUAGUAUACGUUUCUUCCAUAAUUACCUAUGCUAAUAAUCGUAUUUUAAUAGUUAUAAAUGCUUAUUGUUCAUGAAUUUGAAAAAUUAAAAAAAAAAACAUCAACAUGUAUAUUAUUUAGUAAUAUUAUAGUUGUUUGAAGGGCACGAUAAUUUUUAUAUUGUCAAACAAAAUAUCAACAUUCAAUACAUUAGAGUUAAAAUAACAGUUUUAGGCGGCUAUUCCUGGUUUUUAAAAGUGGAAUAUUUUUGACACUUUUAUUAGUCUUUAGAAAAAUAUUUGUUUACACUAUAAUUAAAAUGAGCUUUCUAAAAGGGUUUUUCAUUUACAAGUAUACACUCGGAAAAUAUUCAUUUUUUUUUCAUUUGUUUCGUAGAACAUUUAAGAAACAAGCAGUUCUAUAAUUUCUCAUUUAUUUCAUUUUUUUGUCAUCCUUACUUUUAUUGGUAUAACCACUUAAUAUUUUUGAUUUUUAAGUGGUAACCUAAUUAAAAAUUCCAUAAAUAGACGAAGUAUUGGUUAAAAUAACAUUUUUGGUUUCCGUUAAUCCAUUAACGAGACAUUCCACUUUUAAAUUUAGGUCAGAGGAAAGUAAACGGUGCAUUAUUAAAAUGCCGCUUCUCUACUUUCCCCCAAACCAAACUUAAAAGUGGAAUAUUAUCUGGAUUGAAGUAUAUCAAAAAUGACAGUACCAAAAUUUAUUUUAACUGUUUAUGACAUUUUUAAUAUAGGUUGCUAUUUUAAAAUCAAAAGCAAUUGGUGGUUUUACUCACAAAAAUAACACAAAUUUCUAAGGAUAAUAGUACAGAUAUUCAUACAAUAUUCAUAUUUUGCCACCACUCUUUGGUUUCAGCCAUUAUGAAACACUAGAAUAAUGUCAUUGAUUCUUAAGAAAACAACUAGGCUCUAUCAGUUCCAUUCCACAGUUAGUAGCCAAAUAUCCUUGUACUUAAGGCUAUCUAUCUAUUUUAUAAUCCAGUGGUUUUCAAUCCGUGUUCCGCAAGUGAUAGUUAGGGGAUCGCUAAAACCACAAGUAUCAUAUGUAUAUUGUACAUUGUAUUAUUCAAAUUCUAUUAAAUAAUUUUUGAAGGAGUCCUUAUAAAUGAAAAUCACUGAUAUAAUAUAAUCAAUGGUAGCAGCCAUUAUUUACCUACAAAUUUUACUUUUUCUGCUCAUGGGGAUGGUUAAUAGACAACUUAAUAGAAACCUGUUGGGAUUUUCCAAUAAAACCCAUCAUGUUUUGAAAAGGAAAAACUGCCCUUUUUUUUUUAUUAGUUUUAUUAUUUUUUGUGAAGUGUUCCACAUUACCUCUGCUUCAUCAGAGCAUAUUUAUUAACUUUUGGUCUCGUAUAAAAUAAACUAAGAAAUCGGUUGUGUCAUUAAAAGGCAGUCGAUUUAAUUAACAUUUAUUAUGCAUUAUUAUUAUAUCAACUAUUAUUGAUUUUUGUUCUUUUGUAGUUGUAUAUGUACUUAUAACAUAAAUAAACAACAUAUGAUAAUAACAUAUUUUUUCUAAUGAAAGCUAAAUUAGAAAAAAAGAAUUCUGAGACAAGUAUGUGAGGUGAGGGGGUUGUUAAACAAAUGUUAGAUGAGUUUAUCUCAGAAAAGCAGCUUGGGUGUUUUCAUGUUGGACUUUUUCAUACCAACCCUGACACAUUUUAUUGAAAUUUAACUGGUGUUAAAAAAAUUAUUUGCUAAAUACAAAUACAUUAUUGCCCUUUUUUUUUAUAUGUAGAUAUAUAUUUGAUUUUUAUUUUUAUUUUUCAAUUCAGAAGUUAGAUAUGCUAAACGUUUUUACUUUUCUACUAUACAUUAUAUGUUCCACAAAAAUAUGACAAAUGCAAAAAAUUGUAUUCUCUAUUUUAAGCUUUUCCUUUGGGUAAUAAUUACUAGAGCCUUGCGCUAAAAUUCUAAUAUUUUAUAUUUGUUAUAAAUUUUUUUUUUUUCACAAAAUUUAAGAGUCAUUUGUUUUGAAUAUAAAAGUUGGCAUUAGAAAUUUAGAUUUAAUUUUUUUAAAAAAAAAAGAAGCUUACUAUUAUUGGUAGCAGCUAGCAAGUAGCCUCGUGUGACCAAAGCUUUAAAAAGAAAAAUAUUAAAAUUUAUAUAAUAUUAAUAAAAACUCCGCAAUAAAAUAAUUAGGGUUUAGUUAGGGUUACAGUUUUAAAUGUUUUUACAUUAUAUUAAAAACUAUUUUUUUUAAAUUCUUUCAAUAUUUAAAAUAUAAAAAAAGUACCAUAUUCUAUUUAAAUUUAAUUUUUUUCUAUCUUAUAAAUAACAAAUAAUUUUAUUGAUGGUUAAUGAUAACUUUUUUUCUUCUAUUAAUAAUUGAACCAUUAUGUCCAUAUUAUUAUAGUUUAAUCUAAAUUUAAUAAUACAAAUUGUACUAGUGUUAUUGUUUAUUACUGUAUCAUUUUCUACUCAUAAUGAUUAGUAUAUUAUAUUACAGCCUGUAAUGGGUUUAAGACCAAUAUUUUGACCAAGCAAUUUGUCCAAAACUUUAAAAUAUAGGGUUGGGAAAAUGUUAUACUGCUGUUCCUCUCCUUACAAUGACACCCCUCAUAUUAUUUAAAUUAUUUUUAUUGUCAUUAUUGAAUGAUAUUAAUUUAUUUAUCACUUUCUGUCCAAAAAUACUCAUAACACAAUAAUAUUUGUUAUGACAUAGUUACUAUUUAAUAGUGGCUUGGAAAAAAAAAAUUUAGAAAAUUAAUAAGUCAUCAUUAGUAAACAUUUUGUAAAAUUAAAACCUUGUUUCAAAAAUAAAUUUUUAAUAUGGCCACCUAUUUAGGAUUUUGUAGAAAAAAAGAAAACAUAAAUUAUAAGAAUCGUAGUGCAAGGCUUUAAUAAAGAAAACUAAAGUUAUGUAUUUGUAUUAAUACUUCUUGUGAUUACAUAAAUUGAACUGUAAAACAUAUUGAGUUACAUGAAAUAUUGGUUUUCCUUCUUUUUUUUUAAUUGAUAUUUUUUUUUUACUCUUUAAUGACUACUAGAUAAGAAAUAGGUAUCUUUGUUAAAAUUGUUUUUUAGGUUUUUAUGAAAUUUAUUCAACACAUUUUGAAUUUAUGUUAUUGUUUAACUAUUAAAAUAUAAUUAAACUAUUUGUAAUAUUUUAGUUACAUUAUUAUAUCAUACAUUUAUUUUCACAAUUUGCUUUUAUGCCUUAUUAUUAAUUAGAUAAUUAUUCUAUUCAUUUAUGGGUCAUAGUUGAUUUUAGGAUUUUUAAUGUUUCAUAAGCAUUAGUCCUUAUCGAAAAGAAAAAAAAAUUUUACAAACUCAGAUUAUGAUACACGAGUUAUUAUUAAAUUUGUAAUUUUAAUUUCAAUAUUGUCGUUUAUGCAUUGUGAUCAUGACCCAUUGACAUUGAAAAGACAACAACAAGAAUAAAUAUAAAAAUGUAAAUAAUGUUAUUAUGGAUUAUGAUGUUUAUUGUAAAAUAAAACAGGUAACUGUGAAUAAAUAAUUUAUUUUUUCUUUUAAAGUAAUGCAUUAUGUAUGCAUUUUUUUCAUUUUCGUUUAUUAUUAUAUUUUUAUUAUUAAUAGGAGCUCUUUUACGCAGAAGUUCUCUGGAUCCUGAAACCCGGCGACUAUCUUUAGGAACUAUAUCUAGUUCAAGAAAGAAUUCUGAUGGAGUUUCUGAUCCUGCACAUGCGGCCAUAUUAUUUAGAGAUGCAAGAGGAGUAAGUUGAAAAUUGUUAUACUGUUUUGAAUGAAGACCUUUAUUAAUUAAUAACAUUAAUGUUGUAUAUGUAUAGCUCCCUGUUGCUGAUCCAUUCUUGGAAAAAGUUAAAAUCAAAGAUCUGGGUAAAUUAUUUUUGUUAAUUACUUAUUUACUUGUCUAGACUAAUAUAGAUUUUACAGAUCUUUUGCCGUAACAAUUAUGUUAGGUUUAAGGGUUAUAAUUUUCACUUACCAUACUUGUCAAAUAUGGCCGUACCACUUUCCUUAUUUAGUCUAUUUAGUCUAGUGGUUUUUCAUAUUGUUACUUGAUUUAUUAAUUUGCUUUUACUUUUUGUACAAUUUGAGUACAUUUAUACAAAUACAUAUUGUGCUGUUUAACUUAAUAAUUGUAUGCGUAUGUUAUAUUAUAUAGUUAAGCCUUUGUUUCUGCUAUUUUAUUAUUACAUUCAUAAUUGGAUAUUUUUAAAAUAGCUCAGUUCCAGAUAUACUAUAGGAUUAUAAUCUAACCUAAUUUAAUCUCAAUAUUAUUAUUUUUAAUUUCAGUUGAUGAUGAAAGUCAGAUUUUUGUGAAAUUUUUCCGAUUCCAUAAAACUUAUGAUCUCAUACCAACUAGUGCAAAAUUGGUUGUAUUCGAUACACAGUUAAUUGUAAAAAAAGCGUUUUUCGCUCUAGUAUGCAAUGGUGUUCGAGCAGCUCCAUUAUGGGACAACAAACGACAAGAAUUUGUUGGCAUGCUUACUAUUACAGACUUUAUCAGGAUAUUGCAAAAAUACUACUAUUCAUCGUCUUCGAUUAUGGAGGAAUUAGAAGAACAUAAAUUAGAUACAUGGAGAAGUAAAACACAUUAUUUAUUAAGUUUUUAAUUUUUAGGAAAGCAACUUAUUAUUUUUUUUUCAUUAAAUCUCAAAUUUCAGAUGAAUUACUAGAAGAACGUCCACAAGAAUUGAUAUCCAUUGGUCCAGAUAUGUCUUUAUAUUUUGCUAUUGAAACACUAAUAAAUAAUAGAAUACACAGGCUUCCAGUUAUUGAUCCAAUCACUGGAAAUGUUCUUUAUAUUGUCACCCAUAAACGCAUAUUGCGUUUUCUUCAUAUUUACGUAAGGGUAUUGAAUUUUUAUAUUUACUAAUAAAUUUUGUUAUAGUAUUAAAAUAAUAUUUAUAUUUAUAUUUCAGAUAAAUGAUUUACCAAAACCUGCCUAUUUAUCCAAGACUCUGGAAGAAUUGAAAAUUGGUACUUAUGAAAAUAUAGAAACAGUUUCUCAAGAUACUUCUAUCAUAUUAGCAUUAAAGAAAUUUGUUGAACGGAGAGUAUCUGCUUUACCUAUGGUCGAUGAUGAAGGUCGCCUUGUUGAUAUAUUCGCUAAAUUUGACGUAAUCGUAAGUUAUUCAAAAAAAGUGUAUAUUAUAUAUUUCAAGUUAUUACUUAAUACUUUAUUUUCAUAGAAUUUAGCUGCUGAACAUACAUAUAAUAAUUUAGAUGUUAGUCUAAAAAAAAACAAUGAAUAUAAAAACGAAUGGUUUGAAGGUGUACAAAAAUGUCAUCUGACUGAUACAUUACUUAGUGUUAUUGAAAAAAUUGUCCAUGCUGAAGUGAGUUAUAAUAUCAUAUUUAAUAACAUAUUUAACUAUUAUACAAUUUUAUUUUUGGUCUUUUUAAGGUACACAGAUUAGUAAUUGUAGACAUAGACGACAAAGUCAUUGGAAUACUAUCAUUAUCUGAUAUUCUGCACUAUUUAGUACUUCAACCUUCUGGUAGGUUACAAUAAGUAACUGCUAUUAUGUUGAUUAACUUUACUUUUAUAACUUUUAAAUUACUAUUUAAAAGGAGCUGAACUGUUAUUACAAACCAAAGACCUUUACAAAAAUAAUGUGGACAAUUCUAAAGCUUUAAAUUCAAUUGUGGAGCCAGUACUAUUACAUGUAAUGUGA
Molecule: messenger RNA, 44244 nt
Organism: Cinara cedri
Lineage: Eukaryota; Metazoa; Arthropoda; Insecta; Hemiptera; Aphididae
Source: the annotation of a GenBank genome assembly